UGCCGUGCCAGUCGGGGUUGCUUAAUGAACGGAGCGCAUAGUGAAGACCCGAGAGCAUUGAGUGUCUGUGGUGAGAACGCGCUCCUCUUUAUCAAAGCGUACAGAUGGUAGCAAACAACAUAAUAAUUACAGUUACUCUUACAUAUCUGGUAAUCGAGCAUGCAGGGGACUUGUUGAAAAGGGAAUUGUGAGCAAGAGAGAGUUUUAGACUUAAGAACUUGUAGGUUGAUGACUUUCUUUCUCAGUUUGAGGAUUUUGGAUACUUCUGCAAAUACCUUUAGGGUUACACACCAGUAAUGUGGGUCUGAAAUACCAGAAGAUCUGAUUUUAACUUGCUCAUAAUUUUGGUAUGAAGAUUUGUAUAUAACCAUUUAAAAACAUUCAGCUGGGCCAGGGAACAUUUGAUCUCUAACCAGUGUUUACAUAAAACUAUUGACUAGUGUGGGAUUUCUCAAUUCUGGAAUUUGAGCCACUGGACUAAAAGGAAUCUCAGCAGAUAACAUGAGCAACGAAGAGGUCACAGACAUAGCUAAAUGUACACAACCAGCUGUCAUUAAAGAAGAGGUAAUCACAGAAGGAAAAUGGGUAAAACUUGAGAAGACUACCUAUCUUGAUCCUUCUGGAAAAACAAGAAUCUGGGAAACUGUGAAAAGAACAACAAAAUCUCAGACUUGUUCUGCUGAUGGUGUAGGAAUAUUUGCUACUUUGAAAAGAACUCUACAUUUUGACUGCCUUGUUAUGGUUAAACAGUUCAGACCACCAAUCGGAUGCUAUUGUCUUGAAUUUCCAGCAGGUCUUAUUGAUCCUAAUGAAACAGCUGGGGCAGCAGCAUUAAGAGAGCUAUUGGAAGAAACUGGGUAUAAAGGGGAAGUGAUUGGCGUUUCUCCAGCAAUUUGUUUAGACCCUGGAUUAACAAACUGUACAACACACAUUGUGACUGUCAACAUUAAUGGCGAUGAUCCAGAAAACAUUAAACCUAAACAGCAGCUUGCUGACGGAGAAUUUGUGGAGGUGAUCCUAAUACCUGUGAACGAGUUUCACAAGAAAAUUGAUGAGAUGGUGAAGAACGAACACAUUGUAGUGGACUCUAAAGUUUAUAUCUACGCCAUGGGAAUGACUUGUGCAACAACAAAACCAAACGAGCUGCCAGUUCUCAAAGCCUGAAUUCCCUUCAGACGUCAGUCACAGUUACACUUUCUAUGCCAAGAGCAUUCCAUAGAUGUAUGUUCAUUCAAUGCAAUCAAUAUUGAAAAAAAGUUUGUGCCUUGUUUGUUUUUUUUAAGAAAAAAAAUAAAAAAUUUUACAAACACA
Polypterus senegalus (gray bichir) is the source of this 1311-nucleotide messenger RNA. RefSeq names its product nudix (nucleoside diphosphate linked moiety X)-type motif 5 (gene nudt5). Gene Ontology annotation, cellular component: nucleus. Lineage: Eukaryota; Metazoa; Chordata; Cladistia; Polypteriformes; Polypteridae. The coding region runs from base 502 to 1164 and encodes 220 amino acids. The transcript has 11 exons. The record is from RefSeq and is a predicted model, not a curated record. Gene Ontology annotation, molecular function: ADP-ribose diphosphatase activity. Gene Ontology annotation, biological process: nucleoside phosphate metabolic process; ribose phosphate metabolic process.